UGUAAGUAGCCAAAAUCAGAAUGGUGAUUUCGGACCUCUGUUCUCCUUAGAUUUCGAACCCAUUGCUCACCGGAGCUAAACAUUCAAGCAAGAACUCUCUAACGCUUCCCUCUCUCAAUCAUCAUUUUCCCUCGCUUAUUUCCUCAUUUGGGGGGAUUUGAUUUUCCCGUAUGCCCAUGUCGUCCGGCGGUCCCACCACCACCGCACCCUCCACCACAGCAAGCCCCAACAGCCACCCUGGACCCACCACCACUAGACGACGCGUUGAUGCCCCCGACAAGUCCUCUGCUUUCUCCGAUUAUUAUGAUGGUGUCUCUGACGAAGAAGACACUCUUAACGGCUAUUCCGUUGGGCCCCAUCACCACCACCACCAUCACCAUCCUUUGAUCAGGUAUCUUCUGCUACGCAGAAAGUUAUUCUUUUUUCUUCCAGAGGCUUGGCUGCUCGCUGUCGAGGAUGCUUGCCAUUGGAUUGUCACCUUGGCCCAAAGUUUGAGAUCCGGUAAAAACAUGGGUCGUAAGAUUCUCGCUGCUUUGACGUUGAUAGUGAUCAUUUCGGUGUUCCUCAAGGUCUCCUUCGUGCAUCAUCACGUAGAGAAGCAAAGAGAGAACGAUCUUGUGAUCCGAAAGACAUUCAAAGAAGAUUGGGCCAUGGCUCAACGUGUUGUUGCCGAAAACGCAGCCUCCAUGCCCAAGCGCGUUUUGGAGAAAUACCCUACACCAGAAAUUUGGAUGAAACCAAAUAGUCACAAUUACUACCAAUGCAUCCCCCGUACUAGAAGCCUAAUAAAGACUAGAAAAACAAAUGGCUAUCUUCUUGUUCAUGCCAAUGGUGGACUGAAUCAAAUGAGAACAGGAAUUUGUGAUAUGGUUGCUGUUGCAAAGAUUAUGAAUGCAACUCUUGUCUUACCUUCUCUCGAUCAUGACUCAUUUUGGACUGAUCCAAGCACUUUUAAAGACAUUUUUGACUGGAGACACUUUAUGGAAGGGUUAAAGGAUGAUGUCGAUAUAGUAGAGUAUUUGCCACCUAAAUAUGCAGCAAAGAAACCCCUUUUAAAGGCUCCUAUCUCCUGGUCUAAGGCUAGUUACUACAGAGGUGAGAUGGCCUCCUUGUUAAAAAAGCACAAGGUGAUAAAGUUUACCCACACUGAUUCUAGACUAGCUAACAAUGGCCUUGCAGCCUCCAUUCAGAGGCUAAGGUGCCGUGUCAAUUAUGAGGCUCUCCAGUACUCAAAGGAGAUUGGGGAUCUUGGCAAGAUAUUGGUUGAUAGACUAAGGAAUAAUGGCGAGCCUUAUAUUGCUCUGCAUUUAAGGUAUGAGAAAGACAUGCUUUCAUUCACUGGCUGUAAUCACAAUCUUACAUCAGAAGAGGCCGAGGAACUCAGUGAUAUGAGGUACAAAGUCCAACAUUGGAAGGAGAAGGAGAUAGAUAGCAAAGAAAGGCGACUUCAGGGUGGAUGUCCAAUGUCUCCCAGAGAAGCAGCCCUGUUUCUAAAGGGUAUGGGAUACCCUUCCUCUACAACUAUCUACAUAGUUGCAGGAAAAAUAUAUGGUAGCAAUAGCUUGGCAGCCUUCCGAGCAGAGUUCCCAAACGUUUUUACUCAUUCUACUCUAGCAACCACAGAAGAGUUAGAACCGUUCAAGCCAUAUCAGAAUCGCUUAGCUGCCUUGGAUUAUAUUGUGGCACUUGAAAGUGAUGUCUUUGUUUAUACAUAUGAUGGAAAUAUGGCCAAAGCAGUGCAGGGACAUAGGAGGUUUGAAGGAUUUCGGAAGACUAUCAAUCCAGACAGACAAAAUUUUGUUACGCUGAUUGAUCAGUUGGAUGAGGGUUCAAUAUCUUGGGAAGAAUUCUCUUCAAAGGUUAAGAGUAUACAUUCCAACAGGGUUGGAUCUCCAUAUCUUAGGCAAGCGGGAGAAUCACCGAGGCUGGAAGAGAACUUUUAUGCAAAUCCUUUUCCUGGUUGUGUAUGUAACAAGUCCCAUGAGCAAUUGAGCAGCCUGAAAUUUAACAUGAGAGUAAAAUCAAGUCUUGGGGCUGCAUCGCAAAGAUAGGGACUAUGAAUUGACGACUGGCUGGGGUUGUGGAUUAUUUGACACCCAUUUUCCUAGAAAGGUUGGUCGCAAUGGGUGCCUGAUCGAGCAGCUUUUGCCCAGACAAAGGACUCUGUCAGCUGCCUUCAGGGAAGUCUUGAGUUUUCUCAUGUGAUACCCCCCCCAAAAAAAAAGGACACAUUUCAUAUUUUUUGUAGAUAGAGGAUUAAACAGGAAUUUAGGGAAACAUAGAAGGUAAAUUAAUCAGGUUAGUUACAUAGGCAUUCAUAUUAAUUCCAUUUGCAUAUACGGAGUUAAAAGUUCUUUCAUUUAUUUGCCAUUGCAGACAAAAAAAAAUAUAUUCAUUAAUUUCUCCAGAAAAUAUAUGUUUCGUUUUUGA
Molecule: messenger RNA, 2430 nt
Organism: Hevea brasiliensis (rubber tree)
Lineage: Eukaryota; Viridiplantae; Streptophyta; Magnoliopsida; Malpighiales; Euphorbiaceae
Product: O-fucosyltransferase 19
Exons: 8
Coding region: 171-2051 (626 amino acids)
Cellular component (GO): cytoplasm
Source: RefSeq, a predicted model, not a curated record